Molecule: messenger RNA, 4985 nt
Organism: Drosophila takahashii
Lineage: Eukaryota; Metazoa; Arthropoda; Insecta; Diptera; Drosophilidae
Gene: NFAT
Product: NFAT nuclear factor
Biological process (GO): regulation of transcription by RNA polymerase II
Cellular component (GO): transcription regulator complex
Molecular function (GO): RNA polymerase II cis-regulatory region sequence-specific DNA binding; DNA-binding transcription factor activity, RNA polymerase II-specific; transcription factor binding
Source: RefSeq, a predicted model, not a curated record
ACAAAGCCAAUCCAAAAGUAAAAUAAUUAAAUUAAACACACAAACAUACAAAAAAGAAAAACAAGAAACAAUUAAAUGUGCCAACAAUAUUUAGCAAGUAAACAAAAAACAAUAUAAGUCAAAGGGAAAACAAGAAAAUCGAUGCCUGUAAACAUAAUUAUAAAAUAUACUAAAAGCACUUAUCCCAAAAAGAGAACGAGAAGCUCGAGGAGAGAGUAGAAAGAGUGAAAGAACACUGAGCAAAAAUAAAUUAAUUGCGUAGCCAUAGGAGUAAAUUAAUCGAAAGUCCAGUGAGAAUCAAUCAAAAUGCGCUUCACCUACAAUCAGUAUAAACAUUACGAAUCCGGUUAUCGGAUUCCAUCGAAAAUGCAUAAUCUGAGCCACCAUAAUAGCAACAACAAUAAUAAUAACACCAACAACAACAAUAGUAAUAACAAUAAUGGGGGUGGCCACAACAACAACAAUAGCCAUCAUUAUGCCCAUCACAACAACAACAAUAACGGCGGCAACAACAACACAAAUUUUCAAGCCUAUCAGCAUCAUUACAAAAGCAAUUUUGGCAUGAGGAUGACCAUGUCCACGAAUUCCACAAUGAGUGCGCGAAUACAUCGGAAGGGAUUUCGCAUACCAUCGAAAAGACAGCCGGGUAAGGGAUUGCCCGGCAAGUUGCAUACCAUCACCAGGGCGGGUCCCGGAAAGAUAGUUCCUGGGAAGCGAAUACCACAACGACCCCAUCCGCCGCCCUGCGACAACUCCAACGACAGUGGCCUUGGCUUCGAUCAGCACACGGAGCUGAGGUCCUCGGGCGGAGGCGGGGGCGGGGGCGUGGCCGAUCCUGCGGUCAAUGGAGGAGGCAGUGGCGCCAACUCCGCCCAGCGGUCCAACUUGCUGGUCAAUAGCGCUCUAACCAACACAGUGGCUGCUGCGGCAGCCGCGGCAGCUGCUGCAGUGGCCAGCAACACGUUGCAGCAACAUCAGCAGCACCACCAGCAACAGCAGCAGCAACAGCAGCAGCAGCAACAACAGCAGCAACAGCAGCAGCAACAACAACAGCAGCAACAUUCACCGCAGCAGCAUUUAAUACGAGCGAUACCUGUAUCAAGAUCGCGGCACGACAAGAAAAUGAUGGGUCACUAUCUGGAGGAUCUGGACCUCGUGUCGGCGUCCUCCUCGGAGGACUCGGCAGCCUCGACGCCGCCGGGCGUCCUGGACGAGGACACGGGCUUUGUGAACGACAGCAAUUCGACGACCAUCGGUGGCAAUAGCAACUCGGAUCCCUUUGGAGGCGUUUUCCAGGCCACCGAAGCAGCCGUGGCAGCGGCGGUAAAUGCCUUCACCCUGCAACAGCAGCAGCAGCAGCAGCAACAUCAGGUGCAACAGCAGCAACAGUUUCAGUACAACGGAUUGCUGUUGCAGCAACAGCAGCAACAUCACCAGCAGCAGCAACAUCAUCACCAUCAUCAUCAUCAUCGACAUGGCAAGCACAUCAAACGCAAGAAGUUCGAGUGCAAUCAGGUGGAACUGGACAACGAUGAUGCCUGCAGCGAGGAUGAGUUUAUCCGCAAGAUUGCCAGUUCGGUGGCUGUGGCAUCGGGUACAGUGGCAGAUGCCACGCCCCCUGUGGCCGCCCCCGCACCUGCCACGCCCACUGUUAGCCUCCUGCCGCGCAUCAGCAGCAGCAACAACAGCAACAGCAACAACAAUGAGACAAAAUUCAUAUCGGCCAGGACUGUCACCCGGGUGGCCAACAAGCGGCAGCCGACGACGCCGCUGAACAGCAUCGCCAGCUCCAACGACGGCCAGGUGCAGCUGGAGAUCGUCUCGCAGCCGGAGCAGCAGCACCGGGCCCGCUACCAGACGGAGGGCAGCCGGGGAGCCGUCAAGGAUCGCAGCGGCAACGGAUUCCCCAUCGUUCGGCUCGCCGGCUACGACAAGGGCGCCGUUCUGCAGGUCUUCAUCGGCACCGACAUUGGCCGCGUGGCACCGCACAUGUUCUAUCAGGCCUGCAAGGUCGCCGGCAAGAACUCGACGCAGUGCAACGAGAAGAAGGUCGACGGCACCAUGGUCAUCGAGAUCGAUUUCAAGCCCGAAACGGACAUGACCGUCACCUGCGAUUGCGUUGGCAUCUUGAAGGAACGCAAUGUGGAUGUGGAGCACCGGUUUCCGGAGCAUCUGGCGCAGAAGAACAAGAAGAAGUCGACCCGCUGCCGCAUGGUGUUCCGCACUCAGCUGACCCGCGACGAUGGCACCACCGAGACCCUGCAGGUCUGCUCGAAUCCCAUCAUCUGCACUCAACCACCUGGCGUACCGGAGAUAUGCAAGAAAUCAUUGAACUCGUGUCCCGUUGACGGCGGCCUCGAGCUAUUCAUCAUCGGCAAGAACUUCCUGAAGGACACGCACGUGGUGUUCCAGGAGACCUACGACAGCGUCAAUGGCGACGAUCCGGCCACCGAGAUAGCAGUGCGCCAGCAGCUCAUCGGCGGGACCGCCGCCCUUUGGGAGCAGAGCGUUCUGCCGGACAAGGAGUAUCUCCACCAGACCCAUUUGAUUUGCACCGUGCCGCCGUAUCUGCACCAGAGCAUCCUGAAGCCCGUCCAGGUGCAGGUCUCCAUUGUCUCGAGCGGCAAGAAGAGCGAGCCGCACACGUUCACCUACACGCCCAAGGGACAGUACACGACGCUGGCGGCGGCCAGCACGUUAAGUAACACAAUCCACGCCCAAGAUGUGAGCGGUUUCAUGGACACCACCGCGGCGUCCGCUUCGAGUGGCUCCUCCUCUGGUGGCCCCUGGAGCGGUCCAGCCGCCAAUCCCGGCGACAAUGUGGAGGCCAAGCACGAGAUCGACUCGGGAAUGAUGCCGCCGCCGAUCACCACCCAGAUACCGAUGGGCGUGCGCCGCUCCUCGCUGCCCAGCGUGACGCCCAUGAUCACGGACCAGCAGCUGGUCCACCUGAGUGCGGUGGCCAGUGCGGAGGCGCUGAAGACGGAGCUCCUGGACGACGGCAAUUCGCAUAGUCCCCUGACAGGGGAAUCCACGCCGGAUAGUCCGAAUGCAGCGCUGCAGUAUCAUCGCUUUGCCCAUCGAAAGCCCAGCCUGGAUACCAUCAUGUACGAUCAGUCCAACAGCUUGCCCGGUUUCCCGGCCGUCGUGGCUCCCGCAACAGCAGCCGCUGUGGCCGCCGCCGUGGAUAUCGAUCCCGCUGCCGUCGCCGUGGCCGUGGAACUGGCCGUCAAGAACGAGAUUGUCAAGCAUGUGGUGCAGCAGCAUCAGCAGAUGCAGGAGCAAAUGCAGGAGCAGCAGCAGCAGCAGCAACAGCAGCAACAGCAGCAGCAACAGCAGCAGCAGCAGCAGCAACCCCAGCAGCAACAGCAACAGCAGCAGCAGCAACAGGUGCACAAAUUCAUCGAUGAGCUGACCAAAUCCACUUCAGUGGUCACCAGCAAUGGCACCAGUGAACCGGCGCUCUUCACCACCUCGGCGGUGAUUGAUCACGCCCUCACCGAUAUUCUGCAGGCCAAGGUGGGCAUUGCACCGCCGAAUGUGGUGCUCGAGAGGAGCCUAUCCCUGAGCUCCACAAACUCUAACAGUUCAAUGAGCGGCGGCAGCGAGAGUUCGCCCAACAGUUCGCCGCUCACCCAGGAUAUCAUACUCAAUUCAGAGCCCGCCGCAGCUCUCGCCGGAGCAGCUGCCUUGGGCGGACCGGCGCCCGUGGAUGUGGUGACCGGUGGCCUGUCCACCGACAUCAUCAUGAAUCCCGCCGUCUCGCCCUCGACGAUUCUGUGCUCGGCCAAUGGAGCAGCUACUGCGGUGGUGCCUAAUAUCCUGGCUCCCCACCAGGUGACCAUGGCCAAUUCGAUACUGAACGACAUUGCCAUGCAGCCGGAGCCCACGCAGCAGGAUGCAGCGGUGGCCGCCUUGGCGCUGAGCAACAUCAUGAUGAGUCCACCGACGGCGGUGGUGGCGUCGGGCGUCGGAGUGGUGGACACUUUGCCGCCGACGCCGGCGGCCAUGCAGCCCGAGGUGGCGGCCACAGCGACGUCGACGGCGGUGAGCAACAUGAUCAUCAAGGCGGCGGCGGACUUUAUAACCACGCAGGAGCAGGAACAGGAGCAGCAUAACUACCAUCAUCGCGUCCAUUCGCAUUCGCCGCAGGCGGCCGUCGGCGUUAGCGGCAAUCCGGCGGAGACGGCCUCGGAUCCGCUGGUCAAUCUGCUGCUGAAUCACUCGAGCACACCGGAAACAGCGGCCGCAGCCGCCGCAGCGGUGGCCGUGGAGGCGGCCAACUUUCAGUCGAUGGGCCACAGCCACCACGCCAUGAAUCACAGCCACCACGGGCAUAGUCACAGUCACCCCCAUAGUCACAGUCAUGGUCACCAUCAUGGCCACCAUCAUGGCCACCACUUGCCGGUGGUGCCGCCGACACCACAAGAAUCUCUGAUCGUAGCGCUGGCCAGCGAGAAUGCGCUGCAAAAGUCGGUGGCCACCGCCGCGGUGACCACCAACGGGGCGGUGAUGACGCAGCAGGCGUCGGCACCGAACACCGCCGGCAGCAUCCUGCCCGCGGCGGUGGGAGCGGUGGCUGCGGCGGCCGCCGUGGCGGUACAGCCGCCCAUUCCCCAGGAGCUGACCACGAUGUCGGAUCAGGAUUUGAUCAGCUACAUCAAUCCGAGCACCUUCGAUCAGCUUUAAACGGCUUCAGAUCAACAAAUUAAACUACGUGGACUUGUUUUUUUUUUAAUUAACAAUAAAUGUCACUCCUACACAGGCUUAGUCUUAAGUAUAUAUGUAGUAUAUAGACACACACAAACACAAACACAAACGAUAAGGUUUCAUGUGGACCAACUUUUUGACCAAGUGGAUGGUUUAAAAUCGGGAGAAGAAAGCGAAAAAACCACUAACACACACACACAAACACACAUUAGUAGCUGUAGCUUUGUUUUUACAUUUAGGAAUAAACCCUACCUUAUAUGGAAUACCUACAUUUA